CACCUUCAACUAUUUUCUCAAACUCCAAACUUCUUUCUUUCUGGAACGUUGAAAGUUUGCAGGGUUACGAUCGUGUUUUGUUUCCUGAUGUUUUGCUAUAAUAAUGGCUUCAGUGGCACCUGUGGAACCUGCGGCACGUGCCACUCGACAUCCUCAUAAGACACGAAAGAGAGCGUCUAAGGCGUGUCUUUCUUGUCGUGCUCGCAAAGUGCGCUGUGACGUCUCCCAGAGGGGGAGGCCGUGUAUGAAUUGCUAUCUUGACGAUGAAGCCUGUAUUGUCACAAGUAGGGCCUCAAGGUUCCGAAAAGGGGAGCGCCAAGGCAGUGUGCUCGAUUUUCGCCAUCAGGACCAUGUCGAUGAUUGUACAAACGAAAGACGGAUUGAUGGUGUUGCCAAUUCAGGGGUUAAUGUCGAGCCUGCUUCCCCACAGGAGGAGCUUGCAAAUGAUAUACACAUUACCGAGAACGGACCUACAUUGCGCGUACCCGGCUUUGGAGUAAACACAGGGGAAGAUAUGCAACAAGACCAGCAACCAUCCAUAGAGCUCAACGGGCAUCAACCUUCGUUUAACCGUCCGCUCAACCCAGCGCCGCCGUUCCACAGCGCUCCAUCAAUGCCAAUGCCGAGUUUUGAUUCGAUAGACAACUCCGAGAUCCCUUUUAUGGUCGGCCAACAGCAAGUCAUUAUCAGCGCGGACAUCACAUAUUCAUACUACCCGUUCAUAUCUAUUAGCAAUCUUCACAAUGUGAUGCCACAAGACGUGAACUACCUUGACUCCCAAGGAUGUCUUAGAAUACCUACAAGAGCGAUUUUGGACGAAUUCAUGCAGCAAUAUUUCUUGCAUGUUCAUCCGCUGAUGCCGUUUCUCAAUGAAGGUGACUUUUGGAAUCUCUAUUGCCACCAAGGCAGCGGAGGGUCGAGUGAGAAGAUGUCACUGCUUGUCUUCCAAGCGAUGAUGUUCUCCUGCUGUAAUUUUGUGUCGAAAACUAGCAUUAAAGCUCUUGGUUUCCCGGACAUACGCACUGCAAGAGCGACUUUAUAUCGCCGUACAAAGCUCUUAUUCGAUUUCGAUACCGAAUCAUCCCUUGUCUGCGUCGCCCAAGCUGCCCUUCUGCUUACGUACUGGGCCCCGAACUGGUCGCUCGCGCCAAAGAAACCUAACACAGCUUGGCUUGGUGUUGCGAUACAGAAUGCGAAAAGUGCAGAAGCGCACAUAUACUCGGCCAUGCCCACGUUUUCUCCUGUGACAGAACCGAAAGAAUACAAGAAGCAGAAUUCACUAAAGCGUCUAUGGUGGUGCUGCCUUAUCCGUGACCGUUUGCUUGCCCUAGGAAUGCGUCGGAGCAUUCAGGUGUCCCCGGCCCAUUUUGACGUUACUGCGAACAGCCGGUUUUCAUGCUCAGAUCUUGCGGAUGAAGUCGGGGCAUCGAAAGUGUAUAACCCAGAAACAAAGCAACACCUGAUCGAAAUAUUUGUCAAACUUGGCGAGCUUUCCUCCGUACUAACUGAUUUACUAACUCUCGUCUUUCCUCUCGAUGAUGUCCCGGGUUGGGGCAGACAUAAUGGGGCUGAAGGCGCCGAAAGAGUAAAAGAAUCCAAAGCAGCACUAAGGAGAUGGUACAAGGCAGCGUCUCUUCGCUUUCCAAUGCCUGGCGGCUCCCAGAGCAAAAUGGCAGGGAAUCAAAAUCUUCAACACGAUUCAGUCAUUUUAUAUACGAAUCUGAUGUACAUGUUCUACCAUUCUGCACGAGCAGCACUAUGUCACCAUGAAGUUUUGCAGGCAACUAUGGCUUCCGCCUCACCGAAUCCAAACAACAACGGCCGCGAAUUCUCUAAUGUUCAUGAAAGCCGACAUGAGCUACAAGAUGCCGCCUGUGGUGUGACAGAAUGUUUGAAUGAUUUAAUCCAACGCCGCCUCGCCCGAUGGCUGCCUAUUCCAGCAAUAGCAUGCACAGCAAUGCCAUUGGUGCUUCAUAUUAUAGAUGUGAAGCUCUUAUCCCAGAACAAACAGAGCAGAGCGACGCCAGAUGAGAAGAGACGAACGGCGAUUAAACAGCAAAGAUUAAAUGUCCUCAUUGAGGCCAUGAAAACUUAUCAGCCACAAUACGAUGGUGUAGACUACAUUAGCGAGACAAUCCGGCAUAUUGUGAACCUGGCACAAAUAGAUCCUCCUAGCAGCCAGGCAAAUGGUCCGUCAUCAUUCGCGACGCCACCGGAGAAUCCUGCGACUAGCAUGCAGCCCAUGAUAUCUAGUUGGACGGAUAUGUUGGCAUCCAACCCCGGUUCCUACCUACGUCUUUCCAUGACCAUGGACAUUAGUAUGAGCAAGGGUAGGUUAGCCAAGGAGACUGACUUCCCAGCCAAGCUCCGUGGUCUCUUCGCCCAGGGAUUUAGUUCUAUUCGAGCACUUCUUGCGGAGAGUCACGCGAGAACGUCGCCAGCACAACACACUUUCACAAGUACAGCGGCAGCACCAGCCGUGUUCUUACCGAAUCCCGCAGCGCAUAUACAGCCAGGGAGUGUGCAUUCGGUGUCAUCGGACGAGGAUCCCGCAUCACCAGAUUCGCCUGACAAUGCAGCUGGGACCUUAGAGAGCACCAAUAACGAUAGUGGCAUAACGAGCCAUAAUGCUCAAAUACCAGAUGCCCCCUUCUUCUCUGCCCUAGAUACAGAUGUGGCCAUGCACAUCCACACAGAUAUGUUCGUCGAGAGCGGCGGAUCCACGAAUCUCGACAUGGAUUACUCCUUAACGACCGACGCGCUAGCUCCCGCAUUCACGCCGCGGGCAGACAACAAUGGAAGCAAUGCAACAUCGAAUCACAAGAACAACGGGGACAACAACACCGCUGAUAACGAGAUGUAUGAUGCCGAGGACGAGGCACGGGAAGCCGAUUGGAUCGAGCGCGCGUGGGACGAGGAAACGGGCGAUAAAGAGACUGCGCGCGUCUUGCUCGAUGCACUGCAAAAUGAUGCAGUCCUUUGCGCCUAACGGGGUAAGUUGGGAAUUAUAUUAAUGGAACGAAGUCACGAUGAAUAUGAAUUCUUCGGAGUUGGACAUUGACGGUUAUGAAUACCAUUAUGAUUGUGAGGUAAUGUAGGUAUAUAGGAUGGCGUCUUUCCAGAUGGCUACUGUAGCUGCGUUUGUGAUUUUCCUGAAUGAUUAACUGUUGGAAAGAUAUAGGAAUUACCGGGUAGUGGUUAUAGCGCUUUACAUCAACCUCCUGAAGGUUCUACUUCUUCAUUACGUCGAGCACGCUGGUGUUGGUAUUGGCCUGAUCUCAGCUCUCCCCAUGCUAGUUAAAGUG
Molecule: messenger RNA, 3305 nt
Organism: Xylaria bambusicola
Lineage: Eukaryota; Fungi; Ascomycota; Sordariomycetes; Xylariales; Xylariaceae
Exons: 8
Coding region: 104-2989 (961 amino acids)
Biological process (GO): DNA-templated transcription; regulation of DNA-templated transcription
Molecular function (GO): DNA binding; DNA-binding transcription factor activity, RNA polymerase II-specific; zinc ion binding
Source: RefSeq, a predicted model, not a curated record